UGGCUUGGGGAAAAGGGGGUGGAGGGGAAAGAUGGCGGCGCACCUGUCCUACGGGCGAGUGAACCUGAACGUGCUGCGCGAGGCGAUGCGUCGCGAGCUGCGCGAGUUCCUGGACAAAUGCGCGGGAAGCAAGGCAAUAGUUUGGGAUGAGUACCUAACAGGACCUUUUGGGCUGAUUGCACAGUAUUCACUACUGAAGGAACAUGAAGUGGAAAAAAUGUUCACACUUAAAGGAAGUCGCUUGCCAGCAGCUGAUGUCAAGAAUGUUAUUUUUUUCGUCAGACCCAGGCUAGAAUUGAUGGAUAUCAUUGCUGAAAAUGUGCUCAGUGAAGACAGACGAGGCCCAGCGAGAGAUUUCCAUAUUUUGUUUGUGCCGCGUCGCAGCUUAUUGUGUGAGCAGCGGUUGAAGGAUCUGGGUGUUUUGGGAUCCUUUAUUCACAGGGAGGAAUAUAGCCUGGAUCUCAUUCCAUUCGAUGGGGAUCUCUUAUCCAUGGAAUCAGAAAGCGCGUUCAAAGAAUGCUACCUGGAGAGCGACCAGACGAGCCUCUUCCACGCCGCCAAGGGGCUGAUGACCCUGCAGGCGCUGUAUGGAACCAUCCCCCAGAUCUUUGGGAAGGGAGAGUGUGCACGGCAAGUGGCCAAUAUGAUGAUGAGGAUGAAGAGAGAAUUUACUGGAAGCCAAAAUUCGAUAUUUCCUGUUUUUGAUAAUCUCUUGUUGCUUGAUCGCAAUGUGGAUUUAUUAACACCUCUUGCCACUCAGCUUACGUACGAGGGACUCAUUGAUGAAAUCUAUGGCAUCCAGAACAGCUACGUGAAAUUGCCGCCCGAGAAAUUUGCACCUAAAAAGCAGGGCGAUAGUGCUAAGGAUCUGCCCACCGAAGCAAAGAAGCUUCAGCUGAAUUCUGCCGAGGAGCUGUAUGCUGAGAUCCGAGAUAAAAACUUCAACGCCGUGGGCUCCGUGCUUAGCAAAAAAGCGAAGGUCAUCUCUGCGGCGUUCGAGGAAAGGCACAAUGCUAAAACGGUUGGGGAGAUUAAGCAGUUCGUUUCCCAGCUGCCUCACAUGCAAGCAGCAAGAGGCUCCCUGGCAAACCAUACCUCGAUUGCAGAGUUAAUCAAAGAUGUUACUACUUCUGAAGACUUCUUUGAUAAGUUAACAGUGGAGCAAGAAUUUAUGUCUGGAAUAGAUACUGAUAAGGUCAACAAUUACAUUGAAGAUUGCAUCGCCCAGAAGCACCCCUUGACCAAGGUGCUGAGACUGCUCUGCCUGCAGUCAGUGUGCAAUAGUGGGCUCAAACAGAAGGUUCUGGACUACUACAAAAGAGAAAUUCUCCAGACUUACGGCUAUGAGCACAUCCUGACCUUACACAACCUGGAGAAGGCUGGGCUGCUGAAGCCGCAGGCAGGGGGCAGAAACAAUUACCCAACCAUUCGGAAGACACUGCGGCUCUGGAUGGACGAUGUUAAUGAACAGAAUCCCACGGACAUAUCCUACGUGUACAGCGGUUAUGCACCUCUCAGCGUGCGGCUGGCCCAGCUGCUCUCCCGGCCCGGCUGGCGGAGCAUCGAGGAAGUCCUCCGCAUCCUCCCGGGGCCCCACUUCGAAGAACGGCAGCCAUUGCCCACAGGACUGCAAAAGAAACGUCAACCAGGAGAAAACCGAGUCACGCUGAUAUUUUUCCUCGGGGGUAUAACUUAUGCUGAAAUUGCUGCUUUACGGUUUCUCUCCCAGCUGGAAGACGGAGGCACAGAGUAUGUAAUUGCGACCACUAAACUGAUGAAUGGGACCAGCUGGAUAGAGUCUCUAAUGGAAAAACCUUUCUAGAGUAUUCAAAGUAGACUUAGCAAGUGGACUCCAGGAUAAACUGCCCCUUUGAAGAAGUUGCUAACAGGAAGUGAGACACCAUAGAAGACUAACACAAGAAUACGCAAUUUACUGUGCGGUCACCUUCUUCAAUUUUACUGAUGUUUUCUCCUUUCUGCUCCUCUUUUGUGUUUCUAAUUUCUUGGAGAAAGAAGAGAAGGGAAUCAACCUGGGUAUAAGAAACAUCAGUUUUUAAUUUUCUAAGUUCAGGAUCCUCCUUAGAAGCCUCUGGAAAUACAUUAAGGAUUGUGGGUAUAGAUAAUCCAUACAGCUGCACAAAUUGGGGCAGUUCUCAAAACGAGAAAGCAGGAACUGAGGAAGUAAAAAUAAAAGUGAAAAUUAAAAGUGCA
This is a messenger RNA of Choloepus didactylus (southern two-toed sloth), 2211 nucleotides long. It is a transcript of the gene VPS33A, whose product is annotated as VPS33A core subunit of CORVET and HOPS complexes. Gene Ontology annotation, biological process: vesicle-mediated transport; intracellular protein transport. Gene Ontology annotation, cellular component: lysosome; CORVET complex. The record is from RefSeq and is a predicted model, not a curated record. Lineage: Eukaryota; Metazoa; Chordata; Mammalia; Pilosa; Megalonychidae. Bases 32 to 1822 code for a protein of 596 amino acids. The transcript has 13 exons.